UGGAUCGCGGAUUCUGAUCGCGGGUUUGGGGGUGGAUUGCGGUUUGGGGUGGAUCCCUGGUUCGGGGUGGAUCGCAGGCUUGGGGCUGGGUGAGGGUGGAAAGGCCACGAGGAGCCCGGCGGCUCAGGAGUCGGUGGUGGGCGUCUGAGGAGAAGUCGCCACCAUGAGGAAGCUCUUUAGCUUCGGGGGACGCCUGGGCCAGGCGUUCCGGGGCUCCGACGACGACGAGUACUUCGGUCCCGGGUACCACGUCCGGGACUGGGAACUGCGGAAGAUCCACAGGGCGGCCCUCCAGGGCAAUGCUGCGGCGGUGGAGCGCUGCCUGAGGCGCAGGAGCCGGGAUGUGGACGCCCGCGACAGGAAGGACAGGACUGCUCUACAUUUGGCCUGUGUUUAUGGCCAUGUGGAAGUUGUCAGUCUGUUAGUGAGCAGACAAUGCCAGAUUGACAUCGGUGACAGACUAAACAGGACACCUUUAAUGAAGGCUGUACACGGCCAGGAGGAGAAUUGUUCCAUUUAUCUGCUGAAACAUGGCGCCAGUCCAAACAUUCAAGAUGUCUAUGGAAACACUGCCCUUCAUUAUGCUAUAUAUAAUAAGGGGACUUCACUGGCAGAAAAACUUCUUUCCCACCGUGCAAAUAUUGAAGCAAUAAACAAGUGGGACAAGAGACUUCCUUAUUGUCCCUGCCUUUUAGCCUUGGUGGUAAUUUACAAAGAUGAACACUUGAGCACCCAAGAUGCUUAUAGGCAUAAGCUAGAACAUGUAAAUGGUUAUUAUGUCUGCACUGACAGAACAGCCCUCAUGCUUGCGGUCCAUCAUAACUUUCCAAGUAUAGUCAGCUUUCUCCUUGAGCAAAAUAUUAACAUCUUUUCUCAAGAUAUAUUUAAACAAAAUGCUGAAGAUUAUGCUAUUUGUUGCGAUAUGAUAAGAAUAGUAGACGAAAACAUUUCAGAUGUGAAAAGCAGGAUGUACACUAAUAAAGAUAUAACGGAUUGUCAACGUUAUGGAAAAAAGAAGGAUGUGAAGUCUGAAAACUGCAUGUUGAAGAAAGAUAUUGCCAUACUCAGACAAAAAGUAUAUGCAAUAAAAAAUGACAGUCUCCAAAAGGAAAAGGAAUAUAUUCAGGAAAUUAUAAGUAUUAAAGGAACAAAUACUAACUUUCAAAAGAGCGUAGGACUCAAUGAGGAAAUGAUAACAAAAACAAUGUCCCAGUAUUGUCAACAGCUUAAUGAUCUCAAAGCUGAGAAUACAAGGCUGAAUGCAAAACUGGAGAAGGAAAAACACAGCAAGAAACGACUGGAAGCUGAAGUUGAUUCCCUCUAUUCUAGACUGGCUGUUGCUGUAAAUGAGCACAAAGAAAGUAUGCAAACAAAGGACCUAGAACUUACUUUACAAAGAACAAAAGAUGUUUAUGUACAAGAAAUAACGAGUUCUAAUAUUUCUCAACUAAAAGAUAAGAAUGAGUUGCUUAGUGUGCUAAUUUCUAAAGCUCGAAUGAAGUUUAAUACCUUAAAAGGUAAGCUCCACAAGACAAGAGAUGCUCUCAGGGAAAAGACAUUGGCUUUAGAAAGUGUAGAGAUGGACCGAAGGCAAGCACGGCAUCGAAUAAAGGAAAUGAAACAGAUGCAUCCAAAUGAAGAAGCUAAAAAGAACCAAUUCAUGGUAAAGCAGAACUGUGAAGAGAGAAUAUGUCAACUAGAACGUGAAAAUCUCUUGCUUGAACGACAACUAGAGGUUACUCAUAAGGACGGCAAUAAUAAAGAGAUAGUAAUUAAUAUUGAAAGAGGCUGUCUUGAGAGUGGACAGGAAGAUUUUCUUGAAGAGAAAAAUAAGGAAUUAAUGAAUGAAUAUAAUUAUUUAAAAGAAAAACUGUUUCAGUAUGAAAAAGAAGAAGCAGAAGAAGUAAGUAUGAAGAAAGAUAAAUAUUUUUAGUCUUCUGGAAAAAAAAUUUAAACAUUUCAUUCUGGCUAUAUGUUGAACCUAGCUCAAUAUAAAAAUGAAUAGAUAAAAAUAUGUUUACCAUACUGUAUAAUUCUAUUUACAUGAACCAUCUAGAAAAUACAUGUAUAGGGACAGAAAGUAGAUUAAUGUUUUUGUAGGGCUGGAGCUGGAAAUGGGUAGUGACUGCUAAUGGGCAUGAGGGAUUGUCCUGGAGUGAUGAAAAUGUUCAAAAGUUGGAUUGUAGAGAUGGUUGUAUAAGUCAGUGAAUUUGUUAAAGUACGUAUGUUAGAGUUAAACAUGUAUUUAGAGUUAAACAUGUAAUAAUAUUUAAAUAUUA
Molecule: messenger RNA, 2279 nt
Organism: Cebus imitator (Panamanian white-faced capuchin)
Lineage: Eukaryota; Metazoa; Chordata; Mammalia; Primates; Cebidae
Product: ankyrin repeat domain-containing protein 18A-like
Exons: 7
Coding region: 164-1933 (589 amino acids)
Molecular function (GO): protein binding
Source: RefSeq, a predicted model, not a curated record